Messenger RNA from Penicillium verrucosum, 213 nucleotides. RefSeq lists its product as uncharacterized. Lineage: Eukaryota; Fungi; Ascomycota; Eurotiomycetes; Eurotiales; Aspergillaceae. The coding region runs from base 1 to 213 and encodes 70 amino acids. The transcript has a single exon. The record is from RefSeq and is a predicted model, not a curated record.
AUGGAUCCAUUUGACCCCAAGGAAUCAACCGAGGAAUCUUUCAAGCUAAUGUGCUUGCUCCCUGUCAAUUAUGGCCUUUUAAAAGCAUCCGCUUUCUCAACUCUUGCUUGCGCUAUUGCUUUAUGGACCCUGGCCAUUGUGUACCUACCUGAUCUGGCCACAAAAAUGAACGACUUCCUUUUACUUACCUGGAUUCACCUGGAUGAUGCUUGA